UCCACGGUACCGCAUUGGCAUCAGUAAAGGCACCUGAAAACCGACAACCAACUCAUGCAAAAGGCUGCCUGCCACCUUAUAGCCCAAAAGAAAACGAUAUUAUAGGCCCUAAAAGAAACCUGUGGCUCGCCUUUUUUUGUCGUGCGUAAAGCCUUUGCGCACACCGCUCAACUGCCUCAAAGACUGAAAAGGUGCGCUACUCGUCGAGCAUCAGAGCGCAGUGCCAAGAUGCAGAAACGGAGCAGCGACGUCUGAAGGUGACAUGAACCUGGGGAUAAUCAAGAGCAGCAGGCGUACACUGAUUAAGAAGUGGAGAUAGCAACUGAGAGCCGUCGGUGUCUUGAAACUAAACUUGCGCUUUUUUUUCUUCCUCGUGGCUUUGUCUAAUGCAGAGAAUCAAGAGCUGCAACCCAAAGUAGCCUCAAAUUUUUACUCACUGGAGGAGAAAAAAAAAAACACUAAUUAAGCUGCAGACCGUUGAGAGUCGAGAGAGGGAAAAAUGGCGACGUUAAUCAGAGGCAAGCUUUCUAAUAAACUGUCAAAUGCAGCCACCGCUGUAUCCAACAAAUCCCAGGCGAAGGUGAGCGGGAUGUUCGCCAGGAUGGGGUUCCAGGCCGCCACCGACGAGGAGGCUCUGGGCUUCGCCGCUUGCGAUGACCUGGACUACGACCACCGGCAAGGCAUGCAGAUGGACAUUUUGACAUCCGAUGAGACGGGAGGAGAGGCGAGCGGAGACGGAGAGGCGCUGGACGGGGACAGCCAUUACCAGAGGGACGGCACCGGUCCAUCGCCCUCAGCCUCAAAGGACGGAGGUUCGACGAACGAGUUGUCUGAAGUCAGACCAAAAAUCACCGCUUGGGAGGCGGGCUGGAACGUCACGAACGCAAUCCAGGGGAUGUUCGUUCUUGGGUUGCCCUACGCCAUUCUGCAUGGAGGAUACCUCGGACUCUUUCUCAUUAUUUUCGCCGCCGUGGUGUGCUGUUACACGGGGAAAAUCCUCAUUUCCUGCCUGUACGAGGAGGACGAAGACGGGCAGCUCGUCCGUGUGAGGGACUCCUAUGUGGACAUUGCCAACGCCUGCUGCGCGCCCAGAUUCCCGUCUUUAGGUGGCCAUGUCGUGAAUGUAGCCCAAAUCAUAGAGCUUGUGAUGACUUGCAUCCUGUAUGUGGUGGUCAGCGGUAAUCUCAUGUACAACAGCUUCCCCAACAUGCCAAUUUCCCAGAAGUCGUGGGCCAUCAUCGCCACCGUCGCUCUCCUCCCCUGCGCCUUCCUCAAGAACCUGAAAGCCGUCUCCAAGUUCAGCUUGCUGUGCACGCUGGCCCACUUUAUCAUCAACAUCCUGGUCAUAGCGUACUGCCUCUCCAGAGCGAGGGACUGGGCCUGGGACAAGGUCAAGUUUUACAUCGACGUCAAGAAGUUCCCCAUCUCCAUUGGGAUUAUCGUGUUCAGCUACACCUCGCAGAUCUUCCUGCCGUCUCUGGAGGGGAACAUGCAGAAACCAAGCGAGUUCCACUGCAUGAUGAACUGGACUCACAUCGCUGCCUGCAUCCUCAAAGGCCUGUUCGCCCUGGUGGCCUACUUGACCUGGGCUGACGCAACCAAGGAGGUCAUCACAGACAACCUGCCCCCCGGCAUCCGAGCUGUCGUCAACCUCUUCCUAGUGGCCAAAGCUUUAUUGUCGUAUCCGCUGCCGUUUUUCGCCGCCGUCGAGGUAUUAGAGAAAUCGUUUUUCCAGGACGGAGGACGUGCGUUCUUUCCAGAUUGCUACGGUGGCGAUGGACGCCUGAAAUCCUGGGGACUGACUCUCCGAUGUAGCCUUGUUGUGUUCACCUUGCUCAUGGCCAUUUACGUGCCACAUUUCGCCCUCCUCAUGGGCCUCACUGGCAGCCUGACAGGCGCAGGCCUGUGCUUUCUGCUUCCCAGUCUCUUCCACCUCAAGCUUUUAUGGAGAAAGCUGCUAUGGCACCAAGUUUUCUUUGAUGUCGCCAUCUUUGUAAUAGGAGGUAUAUGCAGCAUAUCCGGUUUCAUCCAUUCAAUGGAGGGGCUCAUAGAGGCUUUCAAAUAUAACAUAGAAGAGUAGAUGCAAGCCAUUGCUGGAACUAGAUGUUAACUGCAACUCCCCAUUUAGUGAAAAAAAACAAACAAAAAAAACACACGACUUCCCGGCAAGUGCAGCCCUUCUGCUUAAUUCAUGCGUAAAAAGCGCGCACAGAGCACAGUCAUACAGUCUUGCAUCAAUUCAGAAAAAAAUGCGCGCGCACACACACACAAACAGAAAUAGAUCCGUGGCAGUGAGGGAAUCUAAUGCAUCCACAACACACUAUAUGGACAAUACAUGUUGUAUAAAUAUGCGAACAAAAGUACAUAUACAUAUUUUCCAGUGGAGUGAACGUUUACAAUAUUGACCUUAAACAAAAAUUGCAAAAAGGGCAAAGUUUGUCUUUUCGUCGCUCUUGUGGUGCUUCCCCACAUGAGACUUCACUUCAUGUAACGCUCGAGUUUGUGAUGGACGGACAUUCAACGGCAUAAUGUGAUUUAAUGAAGAUUAAGAUACGUUUAUUUAAAAGAUUUAAUUAAAAAAAAGCAAAGACAUGCCACUUUCUACUAGGUGAUUUGCAAUAUGAUUAUAGGCAAUGAAUGUGGUGUUUAACCCCAGAAACGCCUGUGGACAAACCUAGUCGGGAAAAUAACACAAUGGCAAUAACCAGCAGUAGAAACACAUGAAUUCAUAUAGAAAUAUGUAAAAGAAGAAGUUUCGUUAGAAAUGAGGAAAUUGGACCUCCCCCCCCCCGCGAGCAGUUUAAAAUACUGGAAAUGCAAAAUAUCAGAUAGCACACAGCAGCUAUACAAACUAUGCAUUGAAUGUAUGAUAUUUAAGACACACAAAACAUAAUGAAACUGGGAAGUGGAAAUAAAAAUCCAAAUUUCGAUUCUUUCUGCGUGAAAGUGUUUUGAUUUUUUUUUUUUAAGAUCUGGGAAAUAUCUGACACUUUGAGCUUUUUACAAAUGGCAAUAACAAAAUUCACCAAGACCUGAAAUACACAUUCUGGUAAAUAAAAAAUAAAAAAAAAACUCCGCACCCCUGGCCCACAUUUCAGCUAGAUGGGGACCUCAAAUUUAAAUCCUGCACACUCAAUUUAACAUAAUGUUUUUCAUCACAUUUGAAAACACAUGGCCUGUUCUGAAAUUAAUUUUAAAGACCCCCCUUGUCUCGAAAUUCGGUGUCUGAAAAAUCAAGAAAAAAAAGAGAGAAAUCAUUAAAGAGGAAAAUGUGCAUACAGACAUUUUUCAUUCUGUGCAAUCCAAUGGGUCCUGUGGAAAUGUUAUAAAACCGUAUGUGUAGUGUGUUAUUGUGGUUUCAAAAAGAUGGAAUGUAUAUCUCAAAGUCGUUAUCAUAUAUCGUGAAAUUAAUAUUAAAGAAUAAAGAUUAAGUGAAAUUAUAUUGUAAAAAUGUGUGUGGUUUUAUGUAAAAUGA
This is a messenger RNA of Thunnus maccoyii (southern bluefin tuna), 3475 nucleotides long. RefSeq names its product solute carrier family 32 member 1 (gene slc32a1). The transcript has 2 exons. The coding region runs from base 500 to 2080 and encodes 526 amino acids. Gene Ontology annotation, biological process: amino acid transmembrane transport. Gene Ontology annotation, cellular component: vacuolar membrane. NCBI's taxonomy places the organism in Eukaryota, Metazoa, Chordata, Actinopteri, Scombriformes, Scombridae. The record is from RefSeq and is a predicted model, not a curated record. Gene Ontology annotation, molecular function: amino acid transmembrane transporter activity.